CACCGACAGUUGUCGACGGCCUAUUACACCCAAGCCAACGCUAUUCAACAUGCCUCACUCCGUGUCGUCGCAGGACUCAUCUGCCAGCCGCAAGGAUGAUGAGCUUCUACCGGACGCCCCUCCAGCGGAGAUAGCAUCGGAGAAUCAAGCCGGCGCAUCUGCAGGAGUGAAGCUCGAAGACCUCUUUAACGAUGAUGACGAUGAUGAAUUCCCCGCCUCAAGUGCACCAGACACCAAGCAUGUUGAUUCUUCUGCCCCCGAGCCAGCGGAACCGGCUGCCGCUCCGGGUCCCCAGGUUGACACCGAUACCAUGCUUGCUUUCUAUCAACGCCUCUUCCCAUUCCGCUAUCUGUUUCAAUGGUUGAACCAUGGCAUUGUUCCCUCCCCAGACUUUGGGAACCGUGAAUUCGCCCUUACUCUUCAAAACGAUGCCUAUCUACGAUAUCAGUCAUAUGCGACUGCGGAUCUCUUCCGUAAAGACAUUCUGAAAAGGAACCCCUCUCGAUUCGAAAUCGGGCCUGUCUACAACACGAAUCCCCGAGACCGGAAGACGCUCCGAGGUGGCCAGAUGAAACCGAUCUCCAAAGAGUUGGUGUUCGAUAUCGAUUUGACAGAUUACGAUGACAUUCGAUCCUGUUGUUCAAAAGCAAAUAUCUGUGAAAAAUGCUGGGCCUUUGUCACCAUGGCUAUGAAGGUUGUCGACACGGCUCUUCGCGAAGACUUCGGGUUCGAGCAUAUAUUGUGGGUCUACUCUGGUCGUCGUGGUGCUCACGCCUGGGUUUGCGAUCCACGUGCACGCAGCCUACCAGAUGAUCGACGAAGGGCCAUUGCGGGCUACCUGGAUGUUGUGCGAGGAGGCAAUUCAAGCGGCAAACGGGUCAAUAUCAAGCGACCACUGCACCCCCACAUGUCUCGCAGUCUCGACAUUCUCAAACCAUACUUUGCUCAAACGACCUUGAUAGACCAAGACACAUUUGAGAGUUCAGAGCAAGCGCAACGUCUUCUAUCAUUACUUCCCGACAAGACCUUGAAUGAAUCACUGCGGAAAAAGUGGGAAUCGUCGCCAGAUCGCGCCAGCACCAACAAAUGGGCCGAUAUCGAUGCCCUCGCCAAGACUGGAAAGAGCAGUACUCUCAACCCUACUACUCUGCGAGACGCUAAGCAGGACAUUGUUCUCGAGUACACAUACCCGCGUCUGGAUUCGGAGGUCAGCAAGAAGAUGAUUCAUUUGCUGAAGAGUCCUUUCGUCAUCCAUCCCGGCACUGGUCGCGUGUGUGUUCCGAUAGAUGCCCGUAAAGCGGAACAAUUCGACCCUCUCUCUGUGCCCACAGUCACGGAGCUGCUUGCUGAGAUCGAUGCCUGGGAUGCGGAGCAUCCUAGCACCAAUGCAGGGCCCGAAAUCGCGGAAGGUGAAGGCAGUGUGCCCGACUCCGACGCCAGGGGAGGUCGCAAACUGCAGGACUAUGAGAAGACGAGCUUGAAGCCCUAUAUUGAUUAUUUCCGCUCUUUCAUUGCCGGGCUUCUGAAGGAAGAACGUACCGGGAAGCGGGAGAGGACUGAUGACGCGACGGAGAUGAAGUCUGAGAGUAUGGAAUUCUAGAUUCUCGUCGCCUCUGGUUUUCUUUCGCUUUCUCGUGCAGAUGAGUGACGCUGAUCGCUGAUUCUAAUGAGCAACUCGGGUAUGGUCUUCUUGGGAACGGAGUUGGAUUUACUGCAUUGCAAACGGGCUUGGACAUGCGGGAGUUUGCUUUAUCCUUUUCAGGUUGCUUCAAUUCCAUCUAGGGUUCUAUGUAUAUAAUAGACACGGGCUUUCAUAGCAGACACCCA
Messenger RNA from Aspergillus sclerotioniger CBS 115572, 1827 nucleotides. Its product is annotated as DNA primase subunit PRI1. The record is from RefSeq and is a predicted model, not a curated record. Gene Ontology annotation, biological process: DNA replication, synthesis of primer. Bases 50 to 1600 code for a protein of 516 amino acids. Gene Ontology annotation, cellular component: alpha DNA polymerase:primase complex. The transcript has 3 exons. NCBI's taxonomy places the organism in Eukaryota, Fungi, Ascomycota, Eurotiomycetes, Eurotiales, Aspergillaceae.